Neoarthrinium moseri is the source of this 2589-nucleotide messenger RNA. RefSeq lists its product as uncharacterized. The transcript has a single exon. Lineage: Eukaryota; Fungi; Ascomycota; Sordariomycetes; Amphisphaeriales; Apiosporaceae. The record is from RefSeq and is a predicted model, not a curated record. The coding region runs from base 1 to 2589 and encodes 862 amino acids.
AUGCUCAGGUGGCACCGUGCGAACUGCCGUCGUCCUGAUAUCAGCAUUGCGGGAGGGAUCGUGUACUGUGGCCAAUGCGAACAAGACUCUUCACGAUGCCUCUGGGAUGAAGCAGCACUGUCAAAUCUCGAGGGCACGUCCCACCAAUCGCCAAACACCCCUUUAUCAUGGCCUUCUUCAGUCCAUUAUACUAGCACAACUGCAGAUGAAAACGAGGACUGGCACAAGCAAUCGGAGGAGGAAAACCUAGAGCAACAAUGCUCAAUCGAGACAACAGCAAGUGCAGGAGCCGAGAUACUCAGCAAAAGAGGCUAUACGCCUGUGGUUGGAGCUGGACAGAUCCGACUGCUACACCUUGACCAAAGAUGCAGAGGCGGCGGAGUUCUGCACGGAUGGUUACGAGAUGCGCAUGUUGGUGACGCAGAUUAUGAGGCGUUGUCGUAUACAUGGGCAAGUGAGAACGGCGACGAUAGGCGCUGCACCCAACUAUUCCUUGGGGAAUGGUGGGAUCUACUUAUGAUCACAAAGAACUGCGAUGAUGCGCUGCGUGCAUUAAGAAAUGAUCGCGAGAGGCGACGCCGCUUCGACGAAGACAUAAGUACAGAAACAAUAUACCUCAUCUGGGUAGAUGCAGUGUGUAUCGACCAGAGCAACAUGCAGGAAAGGACUCACCAAGUCGCGAUGAUGCGAGACAUCUUCGCCGGCGCGAGUCAUGUCAAUGUAUACCUUGGCAAAACUCAAGGGAUGAGCCCAUCUGCUGCCUCUAUCUUGAGCACGAUGGGGUUGUCGACCGUAUUGGAAACGCUUCGUGAUCAGAGCCUGCCUGACCAUGAAGCUCUGAAAGCAGUGUUCUGCGACUUGGUUGACCGCCGGUAUUUUACCCGGAUCUGGGUCGUACAGGAAGUUCUGGCUGCUCGUCAGUUGCGAGUCCACUGCGGAGAGAGCACUUUUGACUUCAACGUCUUUUGGAAUGACAUGGUCAGAACCCUUCCCGAUAAUAUCAACCCCAAAUGGACAAAUUGGGCAUUCCGGCCACCUCCACGUACUGCUGAAGAUCUGUUUGACCUACUCCUUGACACAUCUUCAUGCUCGUCAUCCGACCGCCGAGACAGAAUCUUCGCAUUGCUUGGGCUAUACCAAAGAAGUGUGGAAGACGGCCUGGAGCCUAUCUAUACUCUCAGUGUGAGGGAUAUAUAUACUGGAGUUGCGGCAUACUUCCUGACACAAAGGAGCAGCAUCGAUGUGCUGUCUAUUGCAGAAGGCAUUUCGGACACCUUGCCAUCAUGGGUUCCAGAUUGGUCCAAGCCACGCCAUCUGAAGAUCGUAAAUUGCGAAGACAUAGCUCGGCGGAUGGCACAACAUUACAAUGAAGCCGGUAGCCUACCACUGCUUGCUUCGUGGCCAGAUGAUACCCUGGAGGAUAAACAUGUGAAACUCGGAAUUUCUGAUAAUGGAGCUCUUUCAAUCGAUGCAAUUAUUGUACUGCUCUUGGAUGCUGAAUCGCAGUGGCACACGGCGUCGACACUGAAUUAUAGAGAGGUCAUCAUCCCCAGGGAUAACUUCACCUUAGAGCUAACCACACAGAACCCAGUUAACUUAGAUGAUUGUAUUGCCCUGAUAUGGGGUUCUGAAAUGUUCCAACAUCUGCGACCACAAGAAGAGAGCAAGUUGUACAAGCUUGUUGGGCCAUGUGAAGUUGACAUCAAGACCUAUGGUCAUCACAACGAUAUUAUGAGGCGGGCAUGCAGAUCCAUGCGAAUAAACAAGUCACAAUAUGCUUUCACGGAGUACGGACUUCCCGUGAAAGUUUUGGUCGCGUCUACUCCGAACGAUUUCAACCAUCAUUACGAGAUUUUUGAGUCAAUAGCAUCACGGCAUCUCCCACGACAGCCCGGUAUAGACCCUUGGGUUCAAUAUUCUCACGAGUUUGUGGCCACGGUUUCUUCACGUCACUCGCUCGGUUGGACAAGGAGGUUAGAGCAAUUAAAGAUUGACGAGAGACUUGGCGGCAUGAUCACACUCUCUCUGGAGGAAAUACACAGCCUCUCCUCUGACCAAUUUGUCUCCUCUGACCAAUUUGAGACCGAUUGGAUUAAAUUUCUUGUCGCCCCUGCUCGGAAUGGGUUAUCUCUGAGCGAAAGUUCGGCCAUAUCUCUGGGCCAGCAUGAGAACACGCCCAAGUUACCUGAUUACAAGGUCAAUGACCUAUCAGCCAAUGUAAUUGCACUCCAGACUAUUUGGAAGGACUUGGCUCCCAAAAUCAUGCUCCAUGUGGGCAACGCUAGUUUGGACUGGGUACAGUGGUAUCAGCUGCGAAAGGACCAAAUGGGCCGUGAUACCAGUGAACGAGUACACCCUGACCUUCUAAAUAUAUGGGUUUCGAUAAUGACCGAGAUCACGGCGAAUUACGAGGAACCACAAUCGGGACUCUUUGAGUCAUUUCAGUGUCUUGAGUGGGUGAUUGAAUCAGUCUCUUUCUAUCUCCUUUUAGUGGAGUGUUCAGCCAAGGACAAAUUCCUCGCUGGCCUGGAGGAACUCAAACAGUUUCCAUUCAAGCUGCCGCGGUCACAAAAAAUCACAAUUAUAUAG